This is a messenger RNA of Dioscorea cayenensis subsp. rotundata (Guinea yam), 8791 nucleotides long. RefSeq names its product serine/threonine-protein kinase ATR. Gene Ontology annotation, cellular component: nucleus. Gene Ontology annotation, molecular function: protein binding; protein serine/threonine kinase activity. Lineage: Eukaryota; Viridiplantae; Streptophyta; Magnoliopsida; Dioscoreales; Dioscoreaceae. The transcript has 14 exons. Gene Ontology annotation, biological process: DNA damage checkpoint signaling; telomere maintenance; protein phosphorylation. The record is from RefSeq and is a predicted model, not a curated record. Bases 79 to 8349 code for a protein of 2756 amino acids.
CAUUCGAAAUCAGGAGGGAAAUCUCCAUCAUCUUGGCCAGUGCGAGUGCGAGGGCGAGGGAAACCCUCGCCGCCUUCCAUGGCGAACCUCUCCAACCUCAUCCACGAACUGCGCGAGAGGAUCGCAGCCUCCUCCUCCUCCUCCUCCAUUUCCGGCGCCGGUGAGGACCCCCUUGAGACCAAGUUCCGUACCGUCCUUCCCAAUCUCCUCCUCGCCUACGUGCUUCCCUCCUCCACCGCAAACGAGCGCGAGGUCACGGCCGUCCUCAAGCUUCUCUCCCACACCGCCCGCAACUUCCCUGGCGUCUUCUUCCAUGGCCGCUCCGCCGCCGUCCUCCCAGCAUUUGGCCGUAUCCUCCCGUUCCUCGCGGAACCUGCCUUCCGAGUUCGUCAUGGGAUUAUUUUUGACACUAUCUCUUCCCUCCUCACCCUCCUCCGUUCGGGCGACCGUGAAGCUUAUCGCCAGGUCUUUUUGGACGCUAUGGUCGCUGUCGAAGGUAGUCUCCAAUUCUUGCUCAUAUCAUAUCCCUGUAUUUCAAUUUACAAUCUGAAUGUGACCCGAAUCAAAUGCACAGAUGUUUCCUGUAUUGCUUUGCUGUAUAAGAAGAAAUCUGCCCCAGUUCCUUUGAAUAAAGUGUCAGUAAAGUGUUUUUGUGAGUCGUUUUCUUUGAUAUCCGAUGCUCCAGUGCUUUUUGGGGAGCUACUUGCUAGUUGUCGCCCACCAGAUGGUCCUGGGGUGUUGGUUGAUCUUACCAGUGAGGUGAGGUGGCAGCAUUUUGCUGCGUGGCUGGUUAAGCUUGUUUGCAGGUUCCUGACAGAGGGGACGUUAUAUGUGGAAGGGCUUGUUAGCACAUCUUUUGUUUAUAAAGCAUGUUCCUUUUUGUGCUAUGGAGAUGCGACACUGCACAUGGCUUGCUUUGAUUUUGCACGGAUAGUGGCGACCGUUAUAGAUGUAGAUGUAGUUCCUGUUGAAGAGAUCAUCAAAUCAAUAUCAUGUAUUUCGGAGCAAGAUGAUAAGGAAGUUUCCAUAUUCAGAGAUACAGCUUAUGAUUCUGCCCUAGGCACUUGUCUUCAUGCAUUAUUAUCAGCCUGUCAAGAUGAUGUUGUUGAGAACAUAGCUGGUGAAAUAGCCAAGAUUUUUCCUGUGUCAAUUCAGAGGACACAAAGCUCUGAACUUCAGGUUGCUAUGUGUAGUGCAUACUUACGUAUUGCUAAAAUUUGCCCUACUCAUAUUUGGAGGCCAGGAAUCAUCUUGUCUUUGUUGUGCUCUCCAACACCUUGCUUGCCAUUAAUUAAUUGCAUCAGAAUGGUUAUUGAUGUUUGCUGUGGUUGCUUGGCUGAUAAAGAUGUUGAUGUUGGAAGAAACAUGUUGGAAAGUACCAAGAAACUUGUGUUACCAAAAGCUGGCCAGAAACGAUCAGUUGAGAGCAAUGAUGACUAUCACCGUAAACGUCAAAAAAUAGAAGAAAAUAAGUUGCUUCAGAGGUCAAACAUACUUUUUGGUAAUGGCACUGCUGGUUUACUGUCAUGCAAGUUGGAUGAAGAAUAUGCACUUGAGCUACAAAAAUCACUCUUAAAAUUUGUUGGUCUUCUUAAACCUGAAUGUUGCAGAACUGUUUCAUUGAAGCCAGCAACUGCAUUAAGAGCUCUUAGCAUGCUUUGUCUUGCCUAUUAUGAUUAUCCUGAAAUGGGGCUUUCUGUCAACAUCUUUCAGCAAGUGCUUUCAUGGAUACCUUGGAUAUGCAAGCAGGCUAAAGAAGAAGACUUUCUUGAAUUUGAUAUAUCCAUAUAUUUGGAAGCUGUUCAUAGUGUUCUGCUUCUACAAGGUUUUCUUCUCACAAGGAUGAAGUUGUUUCAAGAUGAUGAUUACUUGAAUGACACAACAAGCUUUAACUGUGAAAUUGUAAAACAUGCUGAUCUUGUAGAAUUACUAAAAUUGGCAUGGAAAAAUCCCUGUUUUGUGUCACAAGAUCAUACUCUAUGGAAGCUAAAAUGCCUCUGUAUUCAAGUUUUAUCUAAAAUUAGCAUGAAGAAAAGCAUUGACUCCAUUCUUGAAGUUUUUGACUUGGCUAUCCUUGAUGAAGCUGAAGUAGUUAAAGCUGAAGCUUUGAUAUCAAUGCCUGUGAUUGUCUUGUACUCAGGUCACCUUCCGCUGGCAAGUAUGUGGAAUAGACUGAAGUCAAUGGGUAGCAAUAGAGGUGAUCAAGUUUGCAAAUCUGUUCUCCUUUCCCUUGGAUACUUGUCAUGUCUUCAUCACUCUAUUGAACCCUCAUAUGCAGUGGAUGGUUCUUGCAAGUUGUUCUUUGGUGAUAGUUAUGAAAUUCAUAUUAAUACCUUGGAUAUUUUAUUGCGAGGAUUCUGGUGUCCUCAGUGUGACAAUUCUGUUGUGCACAACCAAGAGCAAUGGCGUAGUGUCAGCAUGCCCCAUCUACCAACAGGAAGCCCUAAUGUUGAUUUUGAUUUUAUUUAUCUGCACCACAUUUUCUUUCAGCUUAUUUCUGUUGAGUUGUCAGAGGAGCUCCAAACUGUUGGUGUUCAAGUAAUGUCUCGUAUUCUUAGGCAUUCAGCCAGAGAUGUUCUGCUGAAAACAAGAUUACAGUGGAUUGAGUAUAUUGAUUUUUGUCUGCUUCACAAAACAAGGGCCAUGAGGGAAGCAUUUUCUUCUGAAAUAAGCUGCUUUCUUCAGAAUCACAUUCUAGAUUGCUUAUUUAUGGAUGAAGAGGGAACAUGCAAUACAAAAGAGCACGGAAUUUUUGAUAGAAUAAAACAUGCUUUGGCAGGAGCAGAAGAUCCACAAGUCUUUGAGACUCUCCUGGAAUCAAUGGCUGAGGUUAUGAGUGUCAUUGGCAGCCACAAUCAACUUUUUGUGGGUGGACUUAUCUUGUUUGUUGAUCAGCUUGAUAAUCCUAAUCUGAUUGUAAGAAUUACUGCUUCAAGGUUAAUAAAGAAGUCUUGCUUUGUUAAUCGUAAAGGUGGUUUUGAACUAAUUUUCUCUAAAUCUUUUCAUAUUCGAGAUGUGCUCUUUGAUCAUCUUUGUUUAAGGCUUGUGAGUCGACCAGCCAUGGUCAAAGAAUUUGCAGAAGCUGUUGUUGGAGUCAGGGUUGAGGAACUUAUUGGAAAAAUGGUUCCUUUUGUUAUCCCUAAGCUUGUGGUUUCUCAAAAGCAUAACCAUCAAGCAGUCAUCAUAUUGCAUGAGUUGGCAAACUAUUUGAACACAGAUCUUGUACCACUGGUUGUUAAUUGGUUGCCAAAAGUGCUUGCUUUUGCGCUUUUCCAUGCAGAUGGGCAGGAGUUAUCCUCUGUUUUGCAUUUUUAUCAGGUAGAAACAGGAUCUGACAAUAGAGAGAUUUUUUCAGCUGCUUUGCCCCAACUCUUAGAUGAACUUCUGUGUUUUACUGGUGAGGGGGACAUGGAUGAAAUCGACAAAAGGACAAUAAGAGUUCCUAAGAUGAUCCAGGACGUGGCUACAAUUUUGACAGGCUCUGAUGAUCUUCCUGGUUUUCUGAAAAAUCAUUUUGUUGGUCUGCUAAACAGCAUUGAUAGGAAAAUGCUUCAUGCUGAUGACCUCUUGAUUCAGAAGCAGGCAUUGAAACGGAUAGAAAAGUUGAUUGAGAUGAUGGGCUCUUAUCUCAGUACUUAUGUGCCCAAAAUCAUGGUCCUACUGAUGUAUGCAAUUGACAAAGAAGCCCUUCAAACUGAUGGUCUUAAUGUUUUGCAUUUCUUUAUCAAACAAUUGGCGAAGCUUUCACCUUCUAGCACUAAGCAUGUGAUAUCUCAAGUUGUAGCGGCCUUUAUUCCAUCCUUGGAACGGUGCAUGGAAAUGCCUUCUUUGCAUUUGAAAAAAAUGGUUGAAGUUUUGGAAGACCUGAUUCUUGAGAACAAAUUGGUUCUUAAGCAGCAAAUACGUGAACUCCCACUGCUACCUAGUGUACCAGAGGUAUCAGAAGUAAACAAAGUUAUACAGGAGGUAAGGGGAUCAAUGACCCUCAGAGAUCAAUUAAGAGAUGCCAUUGAUGGUCUGAACCAUGAGAGCUUAAAUGUGAGGUAUAUGGUGGCCUGUGAGUUGAGCAAAUUGUUGAACAUAAAAAGAGAAGAUGUCAUGGUUCUUAUAUCUGGUGAGUCCCUCACAGAUUUGGAUGUAAUUAGUUCCUUGAUCACGUCCUUGCUCAGAGGGUGUGCAGAGGAAUCAAGAACUGCUGUAGGGCAGAGGCUGAAAUUAGUCUGUGCAGAUUGCUUAGGGGCACUUGGUGCUGUUGACCCUGCUAAGUUUAAGGGAAUAUCUAGUGAGCGUUUUAAGAUUGCUUGUUCUGAUGAUGAUCUAAUCUUUGAGUUAAUCCACAAGCAUUUAGCGAGGGCAUUUAGAGCUGCUUCUGAUACCAUUGUCCAGGAUUCAGCAGCAUUGGCUAUACAGGAGCUUCUCAAGCUGGCAGGAUGCCAAGAGUCGCUCAGUGGAAGCAUACAGGAGCAUGUGGAGAUAGACAAUUCUGAAGGCUCCAAUGAAAGUACAGCAAGAAAGAGGGGUCAGAGAUUGUGGGACCGCUUUUCUAAUUAUGUUAAGGAUAUUAUUGCACCAUGCUUGACAUCAAGAUUCCAACUUCCUAGUGCGACUGACACCACAUCCCCUGGUCCCAUUUAUCGUCCAACAAUGUCAUUCAGAAGAUGGAUUUUCUUCUGGAUCAGGAAGUUAACUGCACAUGCAACUGGUUCCCGUUCUGGUAUUUUCAGUGCAUGCCGUGGGAUUGUUCGUCAUGACAUGCAGACAGCUCUUUACCUGUUACCUUAUCUUGUACUAAAUGCUGUCUGCCAUGGUACCCAUGAGGCUCGUAAUGGCAUAAAUGAGGAGAUAUUAACAGUUCUUGAUGCAGAAGCUUCAGAGAACAGUGCUGCUGCUGUUCAUGGCAUCACAGGUGGGCAGAGUGAGGUUUGUGUCCAGGCUGUGUUUACACUUCUUGAUAAUCUUGGGCAAUGGGUUGAUGAUCUCAAACAAGAAAUUGCUCUCUCGCAGUCAAUGUGUGCAUCAGGAUCAAAGCAAACUGCCAAGUUGAAAAGUGGGUCUAAUCCACAUGUGGAUUCGCAGGACCUCCUUGUCCAGUGCAGUAAUGUCUCAGGGUUGCUGUCUGCCAUACCAAAAGUUACCCUUGCGAAGUCUUCCUUUCGUUGCCAGGCGCAUGCUCGUGCUCUAAUGUACUUUGAGUCGCAUGUGCGGGAGAAAUCAGGUUCUUUUAACCCAGCGGCUGAGAAUAGUGGGAUAUUUGCGGACGAAGAUAUCUCUUUUUUGUUGGAAAUAUAUAGUGGUUUAGAUGAGCCUGAUGGUCUUUCUGGUUUUGCGAACUUGAGGAAAUCUUCAAACCUUCAAGACCAUUUUGUUAUCAAUGAAAAGGUAGGAAAUUGGGCUGAAGUACUGACUUCAUGUGAACAGGCUUUGCAGAUGGAACCUCAGUCUGUUCAGAGGCAUGCAGACGUUCUGAAGAGUUUGUUGAACAUGUGCCACCUUCAAGCGAUGGUUACCCAUGUUGAUGGUUUGAUUUGUAGAAUACCUCAAUAUAAGAAGACGUGGAGCAUGCAAGGAGUGCAGGCUGCUUGGAGGUUAGGGAGAUGGGAUCUGAUGGAAGAAUAUCUCUCCGUUGCAGAUAAAGAGGGUUUAAUAUGUAGCAACAUCGAGAGCAAUGCUUCCUUUGACUUGGGCCUUGCCAAGAUUAUCCAGGCAAUGAUGAAGAAAGACCAGUUUCUGGUUGCUGAGAGGAUUGCCCAGGCUAAACAAGCAUUGCUUGCCCCCUUGGCAGCUGCAGGUAUGGACUCCUACAUGCGUGCAUACCCAUUUGUGGUAAAACUUCACAUGAUACGUGAAUUGGAAGACUUCCAUGCUCUUCUUGGGGAUGAAUCAUUUCUUGAAAAGCAGUUUUGUGAAGAUCUUCCUGGAUAUUCAAAAUUAAUAAAGGACUGGGACAGUCGUCUUCGCUUCACACAACCAUCCCUUUGGGCAAGGGAGCCAUUGCUAGCUUUCCGCCGGUUAGUUUUCACUGCAAGUAAUAUGGGAGCUCAAGUUGGGAAUUGUUGGCUUCAAUAUGCAAAGCUGUGCCGCUCUGCAGGUCAUUAUGAAACAGCUAACCGAGCAGUGUUAGAAGCCCAAGCUUCAGGUGCUCCAAAUGUUCACAUUGAGAAGGCAAAACUUCUUUGGAGCACAAGAAAAUGUGAUUCUGCAUUAUCUGAACUGCAGCAGUUGCUUCUCAACAUGCCAGCAGAAGUUUUGGGAUCUGCUGCCAUCUCGUCUCUCACUAGCCUUUCACUCAUUCUACCUAAUCCACUAACUUUUUCUACCACACAGGCAUCAAAAGAAAAUCAUAAUGUUGCUAAAACAAUUCUUUUGUACACGAGAUGGAUUCAUUGCACUGGUCAAAAGCAGAAGGAAGACAUUAUCAACCUUUAUUCUAGAGUCAGAGAGUUACAACCUAAGUGGGAGAAGGGAUAUUUUUUCAUGGCCAAAUAUUGUGAUGAUUUGCUUGUUGAUGCUAGGAAAAGGCAGGAGGAUACUCUAAUGGGUAUGCGGUCUGGACAAGGAAUGAUGUCAUCUUCUUCUGUUAGCAAUCAAUCUUUGAGUUCCAACACGGAGGAGAAGCCUUGGUGGUCUUACCUUCCUGAUGUGUUACUGUUUUAUGCAAAAGGACUCCACAGAGGCCAUAAGGAUCUCUUUCAAGCUCUACCAAGAUUGUUAACUCUUUGGUUUGAAUUUGGAAGCUGGUAUCUUAGGGAUGGGUUAUCGUCCAACAAGUCUUUGAAAACUGUCCAUACAAGGGUCUUGAGCAUCAUGCGGGGUUGCCUGAAAGAUCUCCCCACGUAUCAAUGGCUUACAGUUUUGUCUCAGUUGAUCUCCCGGAUCUGCCACCAAAAUGAAGAUAUUGUUCGAAUUGUUAAGCAUAUUAUUACAUCUGUUUUGCAAGAAUAUCCCCAGCAAGCUCUUUGGAUGAUGGCUGCAGUGUCAAAGUCAACUGUUGCUGCAAGACGUGAAGCUGCUGCUGAGAUUAUACAGGCAGCACGUAAAGGGAUCCGACGUGGGAAAGACAACAGCAGCCUGUUUACUCAAUUUGCCAGCCUAAUUGAUCAUCUGAUAAAGCUGUGCUUUCAUCCUGGGCAACCAAAAGCAAGGAUAAUUAACAUCCUGACUGAGUUCAGUGCAUUAAAACGAAUGAUGCCACUAGGAAUUAUAAUGCCACUUCAACAAGCUCUCACUGUUACAUUACCAUCUUAUGAUGCAAGUGCCUCUGAUCCGCCUGAUGUUAAUGUUUUCUCGGAUUCUGAUCAUGUUACCAUAAUUGGUAUAGCAGAUGAGGCUGAAGUUCUUUCAUCUCUUCAGCGGCCAAAGAAGGUUGUCUUUCUUGGAAGUGAUGGGGCUCAUCAUCCAUUUCUUUGCAAACCCAAGGAUGAUCUUAGGAAAGAUGCUCGCAUGAUGGAGUUCACUGCAAUGAUCAACCGUCUGCUAUCCAAAUUCCCUGAGAGCCGGAGGAGAAAACUCUACAUUCGCACGUUUGCAGUAAUACCACUUACCGAGGAUUGUGGAAUGGUAGAAUGGGUGCCUCACACUCGUGGGCUUCGACAGAUUCUUCAAGACAUCUAUGUAGCCGAUGGGAAGUUUGAUCGUCAGAAGACCCAUCCUCUGGUCAAGAGGAUAUAUGAUCAGUGUUCAGGAAAGAUGCCCGAAGAUGAGAUGCUCAAGUCAAAGAUUCUCCCGAUGUUCCCUCCAGUUUUUCACAAGUGGUUCCUGAUCACAUUCUCGGAACCAGCAGCUUGGUUCCGGGCCAGGGUUGCUUAUGCUCACACCUCUGCUGUCUGGUCCAUGGUAGGGCAUAUUGUAGGGUUAGGUGACAGACAUGGGGAAAAUAUCCUUUUUGAUUCCACCACUGGUGACACUGUUCAUGUGGAUUUCAGCUGCUUGUUUGAUAAGGGUUUGCAGUUAGAGAAGCCUGAGCUGGUACCUUUCAGGUUGACACAGAACAUGAUUGAUGGUCUGGGCAUCACUGGUUACGAGGGUGUCUUUUUGAAGGUAUGUGAGAUCACAUUGUCAGUGCUAAGGGCACACAAGGAGACUUUAAUGAGUGUUCUUGAAACUUUCAUCCAUGAUCCCUUGGUUGAGUGGACGAAAUCUCAUAAGUCUAGUGGAGUAGAGGUUCAAAAUCCCCAUGCUCAGAGGGCAAUUAGCAACAUCAAAGCUCGGUUGCAAGGAGUUGUGGUUGGUGUGGGUGCGGCACCAUCUCUUCCUUUAGCUGUAGAAGGACAGGCACGACGCUUGAUAGCCGAAGCAGUAUCACACAAAAACCUCGGAAAGAUGUACAUCUGGUGGAUGGCUUGGUUUUAGGUGUUGGUGGAAGUAUCCCCUCUAUCCCUUUGAUUCUACCAUCAUGUUUUGGCUUGUCAAGAUGAAUACACUGAAAUGGAGGCAUCACUUGAUCCUUUUUGGUCCUAAAAAUGUCUGCAGAUGGUGUUACUAAGUUAUCCAUCGCCAGAUUAUCUGAUGACUUCCGGAUGAAUAGCCUUGUUACAAAGACCAGUUGAUUGUGGGGGUUCAACCGCAUGCUUUGUUAUAUUUUGGUCUGAUGCACCCAUCCAUCAGGUGUGCAAUUUUGGAUGGAGAGAAAACAAGGAUAUGCAUUAUAUAAUUGAAACUAACAAGUCUUAUCCGUUGUGAUGCUUGAGCUGUUGUAUUAUUGAGUUUUGUUAACUUAAAACUAAAGGUAUUAUAAGUGUACAUAUAAACCAUGAUGUAUAGUGGAAUCAAACUGUUGAAUCUAUUGUGAUCA